AUGACAUGGGACGACUUCAGUAAUUUGGUGGCUGGUGAGUUGGAUUUGGAGUUGGAUCAGCGGGUCAACAGCAUGGGUCCAGAUGGUGUGGAGCCUGACCACCCGUUUUCCAAGUUGGAUGCAACGAUUGCCGUCCGAGCUUACUUGCGCAACUCGACAAGCAACCCUGAGAGCGCUGCCGAAAUAUUUUUUCAGAGCAUCCAUCGAUUUUCUGAUCCAGAUGCAAAGGAUCUCAGGCUGUGGGAUUGGGCAGCACACAAUCGCUGUAAGAAACCAUUGAAUAGGAAACAAGGUGAUGAGGGUGCUAGGCUGACCAUCAUGGAUCAUACAGAUGAUGCAAACCCAUGCUCACUCAGCCCUUCAUCCAACACACAACCAACACCUCCUACUAAAGCUAUGCAAUCCAACAUGGAAGUAGAUGAUGCAGAGGCAGCAUCAAGGGGAAAUAGCCCUGAUGAUAUUGUUAUGGACAGUGAACAGUCUGCAGAACAACGAUCUCUGAUUCCUGUGUCAAAGACAAUGAUUCCUAGCCCACAUGGCCUGGUUCAUUCGGACGCUGGCGAGAACCAGGGGGAUCAGCUAACAACACCACAGAACACCCCUCCUGAACAUACUUCUGAUGACAUCUUUGAAUAUCAGGAUUGUUCGCAAUUCGCUGCAAAACACCAGGAGAUGGCAGUACAAGAAACCCUGCGGACACUUCAUCCUGGUCGUGCAGACAUGAAGACGCUCCAUGCCUUACUCAAGGCGUUGCAUGGAGAAGAGGCAUUGACAACAAGGGUUGACGUUGCCUCCAUGGAUUGA
Messenger RNA from Suillus subalutaceus, 804 nucleotides. RefSeq lists its product as uncharacterized. Lineage: Eukaryota; Fungi; Basidiomycota; Agaricomycetes; Boletales; Suillaceae. The transcript has 5 exons. Bases 1 to 804 code for a protein of 267 amino acids. The record is from RefSeq and is a predicted model, not a curated record.